GACUUUACGCACCAUGCGCCCUAUGUGACUGGAAGCUGUGAUUUCGCAUUUCUUUACGCGCAGAGAUGGUGCAUACAGAGACCGUGUCUGAAUGAAGAUAGGUUAUUGUACGUUGGAUGUCUAUUGUCGCACUCAGUCUUUAAAAUCGAUUCUGCACACUGCAAAAGGUAUUACAAAACCACAGAGUUCACCCCCUGGCAACUUGCCAGCCUCCAUCCAUUAUCUCUCCUGUCAGUACUUCAGGCUCUUAUUUCCUUGCUUCUAUCAACUUCUUCUCUGAAGGGGAUCCCGUCUCCCAGCCAUGCCAAAGAACACCAAGGUGACCCAGCGGGAGCACAGCAAUGAGCCGGUCACUGAGUCAGUGGCUGACCUGCUGUCCCUGGAGCACCCCAUGGACUAUAAGAGCAGUCAGAUGAGUAUGGGUCUAAGUCCUGGCUCCACUGCUCCAGUAAAGGCCCUGCUGCCUUCUCCUGACCCAGAUGCAGAAGAUGGCCGACCAGCAUGGAACAACAAGUUGGAGUACAUCCUGGCCCAGGUGGGCUUCUCUGUGGGUCUGGGUAACGUCUGGAGAUUUCCCUACUUGUGUCAGAAAAAUGGUGGAGGUGCAUACCUGGUGCCAUACUUGAUUCUUCUCAUCCUCAUUGGAAUCCCACUGUUCUUCCUUGAGCUGGCAGUGGGUCAGAGGAUCAGGCGUGGCAGCAUUGGGGUGUGGAACUACGUCUACCCAAGGCUGGGGGGCAUCGGGGUCUCCAGCCUGAUGGUUUGCGGUUUCGUGGGCCUCUAUUAUAAUGUGAUUAUUGGAUGGAGCAUCUUUUAUUUCUUCCAGUCUUUUCAGUAUCCACUGCCUUGGGCUGAAUGCCCCAUCCACAGAAACGGAACCCAAGCCAUUGUGGAGCCAGAAUGUGAGAAGAGCUCAGCCACCACUUACUUCUGGUACCGCCAGGCUCUUAACAUCACCAGCAGUAUUGAAGACACUGGCGGCCUAAACUGGAAGAUGACCCUAUCCCUGCUGGUGGCUUGGAUCAUGGUCUGCCUGGCUGUCAUCAAGGGCAUCCAGUCCUCUGGAAAGGUGAUGUACUUCAGCUCUCUGUUCCCGUAUGUGGUGCUGUUCUGUUUCCUGGUGCGGGGUUUGCUGCUGAAGGGAGCGGUGGAUGGCAUCGCUCACAUGUUCACCCCUAAGCUGGAGAAGAUGUUGGAACCACAGGUGUGGAGAGAAGCAGCUACGCAGGUCUUCUUUGCCCUCGGUCUGGGAUUUGGAGGCGUCAUUGCUUUCUCCAGCUACAACAAGCGAGACAAUAACUGCCACUUCGAUGCAGCGCUGGUUUCCAUCAUCAACUUUCUCACCUCCAUCUUGGCCACUUUGGUAGUGUUCGCUGUCCUGGGGUUCAAGGCGAAUGUGAUGAACGAGAAGUGUGUUGUGGAGAAUGCAGAGAAGAUUCUGGGUCACCUAUACACAGGUGUGCUGAGCAGAGAGCUCAUCCCUCCUCACAUCAACUUCUCCCACCUGACUGCCCAGGACUACGCAGAAAUGUACGGAGUUAUAAAGACGGUGAAGGAGGACAGCUUUGGCCAGCUGGGCCUGGACCCCUGUAUCCUGGAGGAUGAACUGAACAAGGCAGUUCAGGGCACCGGUCUGGCAUUUAUCGCCUUCACAGAAGCCAUGACACACUUUCCCGCAAGUCCCUUCUGGUCCGUCAUGUUCUUCUUCAUGCUGAUCAACUUGGGCCUGGGAAGUAUGAUCGGCACCAUGACCGGCAUCACCACGCCCAUACUGGAUGCCUUCAAGAUCCGCAGGGAGAUCCUGUGUGUGGUUUGCUGUAUCAUAGCCUUCCUGUUAGGACUACUGUUCGUGCUGCGUUCAGGGAAUUACUUUGUGACAAUGUUUGAUGACUACUCUGCUGGUUUACCUCUCAUUGUGGUGGUGAUCCUGGAGAACAUCUCUGUAGCCUGGAUCUAUGGAACUAAGAGGUUUAUGCAGGACCUGGAGGACAUGCUUGGGUUCAGGCCAUACACCUUCUAUUUCUACAUGUGGAAGUUUGUGUCGCCUGCAGUCUUGAUAGUGCUCAUCAUUGCCACUGUCAUUGAGAUGGCCAUCAGUCCUGCAGGAUACAGUGCCUGGGUGGAAGCUGAGGGCGCAGACCGUUUUCAAAGUUAUCCUCCCUGGGCUUUAGCCAUGGCCUAUGCUCUCAUUGUCGUUGCCAUGCUGCCUUUACCCAUCGUCUUCAUUGCACGCCACUUCAGCCUUGUCUCAGAUGGCUCCAACAAGCUGUCCGUCUCCUACCGUAAAGGUAUGAUGAAGGACAUCUCCAACCUGGAAGAGCAGGAUGAACAGCGUUUCAUCCUCAGCAAGAACCCCAGUGAGGCUCCUUCACCCAUGCCUGCCCACCGGGCUUACCUGGGCCCCGGGGGCACCCAGGAGAUGACCAAUACCAACUACGGCACCAGCACCAAGACGGGCUACCAAAAUAUUGGCUCUCCUGAAUCUGAGCUAUGAUCCACUGACUGUUGUGUGCUGCUGACCUAAUCCAGUAGAUAAAAUCCUGAUGUGACAGUCAACUGGGACCACUUAUGUAAGCAAUCUCUUUUCUGUGUUUCUCACUGGAACUGCGGUGGCUUCCAGCACAAAACUGGCAACACAAUCAAGAUGAAAUGUUAGACUAUAAGAAGGAGACAGAAAUGUUGAUUUGUUGGUUGAAGAGCGUUCUGAUUUGUACAAACGUGAUGGAGGGAACAGGAAAUUAAAAUAACCACUUUUAUUAAA
Messenger RNA from Archocentrus centrarchus (flier cichlid), 2761 nucleotides. RefSeq names its product solute carrier family 6 member 17 (gene slc6a17). The record is from RefSeq and is a predicted model, not a curated record. Bases 302 to 2494 code for a protein of 730 amino acids. Gene Ontology annotation, biological process: proline transport; alanine transport; glycine transport. Gene Ontology annotation, cellular component: synaptic vesicle; plasma membrane. Lineage: Eukaryota; Metazoa; Chordata; Actinopteri; Cichliformes; Cichlidae. The transcript is spliced from 13 exons.